This is a messenger RNA of Tarenaya hassleriana, 1862 nucleotides long. RefSeq names its product cytosolic enolase 3. Lineage: Eukaryota; Viridiplantae; Streptophyta; Magnoliopsida; Brassicales; Cleomaceae. The coding region runs from base 235 to 1662 and encodes 475 amino acids. Gene Ontology annotation, cellular component: phosphopyruvate hydratase complex. The transcript is spliced from 13 exons. The record is from RefSeq and is a predicted model, not a curated record. Gene Ontology annotation, biological process: glycolytic process. Gene Ontology annotation, molecular function: magnesium ion binding; phosphopyruvate hydratase activity.
CAUUAUAAGGCUAAGAAACGGGGCGUUGUUCUCUCGGAAAACCUUAAAACGGCACGCAAUGCUUGUCUAAGAGUGGGACGACGGUCCCUAAGAGGAGGCGGACCAGAAGAUUCAGGUGAUCGGAAAAGGAACGCCAGAUUCAAGCUCUUCCCGAGCAAUACCAGAUUCGAAGACCAGGACGAAGAACAAAUCCGAGCUAAAGGAAGACGGAGUGAAACGCCGAUCGAGAAGAAGAUGUCUGUGCAAGAGUACCUAGACAAGCAUAUGCUCUCUCGCAAGAUUGAGGAUGCCGUCAAUGCCGCCGUUAGGGCCAAAACUUCCGAUCCCGUUCUCUUUAUCUCUAAUCAUAUGAGAAAAGCUGUCCCGUCGAUGAUAACGAAGAUCAAAGCGCGACAGAUCCUCGACAGCCGAGGAAUUCCAACAGUUGAAGUAGAUCUGCACACAAACAAAGGCGUCUUUCGUGCUUCUGUUCCAAGCGGUGAUUCUUCUGGAACGUAUGAAGCUGUUGAAUUGCGUGAUGGGGACAAAGGGAUGUACCUCGGAAACAGUGUAAUGAAAGCUGUUAAGAACAUCAACGAGAAGAUUUCUGAAGCAUUGAUUGGCAUGGACCCAAAACUUCAGUCCCAAAUUGAUCAAGCUAUGAUUGAUCUGGACAAAACUGAAAAGAAGGGCGAACUUGGAGCAAAUGCUAUCUUAGCUGUGUCCGUUGCUGCAUGCAAGGCUGGAGCUGCUGAGAAGGAGGUCCCUCUGUACAAACACAUUGCCGAUCUUUCAGGCAGAACAAGCCUGGCACUACCUGUACCUGCUUUCACCGUUUUGAGUGGCGGGAAACAUGCCGUAAAUAAUCUGGCUAUCCAGGAAAUCAUGAUUGUCCCAGUUGGAGCAGGUAGAUUUGAGGAGGCACUGCAAAUGGGAUCAGAAACAUAUCAUCACUUGAAGGCUGUCAUUACUGAAAAGUAUGGUGCUUUGGAAUGUAAUGUUGGUGAAGAUGGUGGCCUUGCUCCAAAUAUCUCUAGCCUCAAAGAAGGAUUGGAUCUUGUAAAGGAAGCUAUCAACAGAACAGGAUACAACGAAAAGAUAAAAAUAGCAAUUGAUGUUGCAGCCACUAACCUCUGUAUAGGUACCAAGUAUGAUCUUGAUUUCAAAUCUCCAAACAAAUCUGGGCAAAAUUUCAAGUCUGGGGAUGAUAUGAUUGACAUGUACAAAGAACUUUGUGCCGAGUAUCCAAUCAUAUCCAUAGAAGACCCCUUUGACAGGGAGGAUUGGGAACACACAAAGUACUUUUCCGGUCUUGGGUUAUGUCAGGUGGUAGGGGAUGACUUAUUGAUGUCAAAUCCAAAACGCAUUGAGCGAGCAAUACAGGAGUCUGCUUGUAAUGCCCUUCUUCUCAAGGUUAAUCAGAUUGGGACGGUGACAGAGGCCAUUGAAGUUGUGAAACUGGCGAGGGACGCCCACUGGGGCGUGGUGACAUCCAAUAGAUGUGGAGAAACAGAGGAUACUUUCAUAUCAGACUUGUCCGUGGGUCUGGCCACCGGUUUGUUUAAAGCUGGUGCUCCUGCCAGAGGAGAACGCGUCAUCAAGUAUAACCAGUUGCUCCGGAUAGAAGAAGAGCUUGGGGACCAAGCUGUGUAUGUAGGAGAAGACUGGAAGCAAUCUCUGUGAUCAUCUCUUCCUUUUUUUUUGUACCCUUCUUUUCACCUCCCAUCUUUCUGAGCCUGAAAUUUCUUACCAACAGAUUUCAUCACGGCUUUUGAUGUGUUAUAGUUUGUGCUUUGUUUAACAAAGUAUGUUCUUUUGUUUGAAAGAAAGGAAUUUCAGACAGAAAACCUCUGCUUCAGAUCUAAAUUUAGCAUGUUGUUUAA